AUGGUGUCUAUGAUCCACGUUAACUAUAUAUUUGUUGCUGAAAACAUCAAUCAUAGGUGCCUUGUGCCGGAAUGUGAGGGCCUGAAUCCGGGGGUGGAAGUGCCAAUAUGGUGGCCAAAAGACGUGGAUCCGAAGUGUUUCAAGCCUGUAUUAAACGUCCGCGCAUUCGAGGAGGCCAACAAAACGUGCACAAACAUGGUUUUCGAGGAAACUCUGGAGAAUUGUCACGAGUGGAUAUAUGAGAAUAACGACUCAAUAGUCGCCGCGUUAAAUCUCGGUUGCCAAUCAUGGAAGCCUACAUUAGUUGGCAGUAUCCACAAUGCCGGAAUGAUUGUUUCAAUGAUGAUAACAGGAUGGAUUUCGGAUAAGAUAGGUAGAAAACCUACUAUCAUCGUUUGCUCUAUCGGAGGCUCCGUAGGAGUGUUCAAAGUAUUGGUACAAAAUUACUACGCGUAUUUAGCCCUGGAAUUUCUGGAGUCCAUACUUGCCUCAGGACUUUAUACCGUCGCAGUUGUUUUAUUAAUCGAAGUGGGAGGAGAAACAAAGAGGGUCUCAGCAGGAGUGAUAUUCUCUUACGCGGUGUACGUUGGAGAGGUUUUGUUUGCGUUCAUUGCUAUGGGCCUUAAAUAUUGGAAAACGUUAAUAUUAGUGGUUUACACGCCGAUGAUCCUAUUUCUUGCAUAUGGAUUCCUUUUGCGGGAAAGUACAAGAUGGCAGAUGUUGCGCGGGAGGAUGGACGAAGCUAAGGAGACUUUGAAGGCUAUAGCGAGAGCAAACAAAUUAGAUGUUACAUCGAAGGAAAUCACAGAUAUAAGCGAUGGCGAGCUACGCAUGAGAUUCAACGUAGCCGUGCAAAAAGAGAAGGAAAAAAUGAAGGAUAUAUUAAAUUCAAAGGAGAUCAUGAUUCGAGUGUGUGUCACAUCAGUAUGCUUUUUCUCGUCCAGUUUCAUUUAUUACGGGAUGGCGGUACAUUCAGUACUACUGCCCGGUAAUAAAUAUACAAACUUCGUUCUCACUUCCAUAACAUCGUUUCCCGGGGAUUUGUUGGCGUAUUACACAUUCAAUAAGUUUGGCAGAAGAAUUUCCUUGCAAUGCGGAUAUAUUGUGUCGGCCAUAUUUCUGAUGGCACAAACAUUUAUACCCAACGAUAAAGUUUGGUUGAAGGUUUUGCUGUUUUUAACGGGAAAAAUUGGAGUAGUUGUGUGCUUCACGGGGAUAUACACUUACAGUUUAGAGUUGUUUCCAACAAGUGUGAGAGGUUCGUUAGUCGGUUGGGGCAACACUGCAGCGAGAGUUGGAAGUAUGCUGGCUCCCCUGACUCCGUUAUUGUCUAUGGAAUUGGCAUCAUUACCAUCGAUACUGUUCGCAUCUACGGCAAUUGUAGCAGCUUUGCUAUUAACCUUCACCCCGGAAACUAAAAAUCUACCGCUAUUUGACACCAUAGCGCAGAUAGAUAAUCAUCAGGAAAAAAUAACCACACAUUUA
This is a messenger RNA of Iphiclides podalirius (scarce swallowtail), 1485 nucleotides long. The record is from the annotation of a GenBank genome assembly. NCBI's taxonomy places the organism in Eukaryota, Metazoa, Arthropoda, Insecta, Lepidoptera, Papilionidae.